Messenger RNA from Salvelinus fontinalis (brook trout), 4320 nucleotides. Its product is annotated as acetylcholinesterase collagenic tail peptide-like. The record is from RefSeq and is a predicted model, not a curated record. The coding region runs from base 278 to 1687 and encodes 469 amino acids. The transcript has 18 exons. Lineage: Eukaryota; Metazoa; Chordata; Actinopteri; Salmoniformes; Salmonidae. Gene Ontology annotation, molecular function: heparin binding.
GCAUUCCCACCGGCAGAUUUCAUAUGCACAGAAAUGUGCAGAGUUGUGCCUUGCCUCCAGCCACUGGCAGCCACACUGUCACGCCAAAUAAAAGGUCCCUCCCUUUAAUUUAACUGUGAUGUUAUUGGCCCCUGAAAGGAUACAUUAAGCUUAAAGGAAGGAGAGGGAUAGGGAGAGAGAAUAUGAGGAAAUAAUCGCACUACUUGAAGAGCUUUUAUUAAGAGACUCUGCAACCAAAAGAUCUCCAGGAGUGUAUGGUAUACAGAAUACCCUCAAGAUGGAGAUGGUCUGGAUAGUUCUGUGUCUUCAGCUCCUCCUCUGCCAGACAUGGGCCCUGUCUUCAUACCAUCACUUAGACCGUAUGCUCAAUGCUCAAACAGCUCUCAGGUCCUUGGAUGAGCCAAUGAGGAUUGACCCCUGCUGUCUUCUGGCCCCUCCCCCACCCCCACUCUUCCCUCCACCCUCCCUGCUCUGGAAACAAGGGACUACGGUUGACUACCCAGUGAAAGAGGGAGGAGGAGGAGGAGGCGGGGAGGAGGAAGAACAGAGGUAUAAACAUCUGCCUGUGAUCAAUGGAUGUAAACCAGGACCCCAGGGACCCAACGGACCCCCAGGACCAGAGGGUACCAGUGGAAUGCCAGGAAUUAGUGGACCAAAGGGAGACAAGGGAGAGAUCGGACGACCAGGGUCAAAGGGUCGUACUGGUCCUCUUGGGUUACCAGGUAGACAGGGACCAGCCGGAUGGCCCGGUCCAGAGGGACCCAAAGGAGAGAAAGGAGAGCCGGGUCUGAUGGGUCUGCCGGGGUUGAGAGGACCACCUGGAAACAAGGGUCUUCCUGGUUAUAAAGGAGAGAAGGGGUCUCGUGGUAAUUCAGGCGUAUUAGGACCAAAGGGCAACAAGGGCUCCGCAGGUCUCUCUGGGAUGUUGGGACAGAAGGGUGAGAUGGGAUCGAAGGGAGACUCAGGAAUUUCAGGGAAGAGAGGACCAACUGGCCGACCUGGGAAGAGAGGACAACAUGGUAUGAAGGGUCAGGGAGGAAGCCCAGGUCCUAUGGGUCCUACAGGUCCUGCUGGUCCCUCUGGUCACCCUGGACCCCCUGGACUUCCUGCCUCAGGCCUGUACCUGGUAGGGGAGAAGGGAGAUAAGGGUGUAGCGGGAUCUCCAGGUGUCUGUGACUGUAACACCUACGGUGGUAACACCCCUCUGGGAGUCAACAACCCACACUACGGCAGUUACACCCAACGAGGCAACUACCACAAAGUCCCAGUGAUCUUUGUAGUGGACAGUGAGGAGGAGUUGGAUCGUCUCCACACGGUCAAUGCCAUCGCCUUCAGGAAGGACCAGAGAUCCCUCUACUUCAAAGACAAAGACGGCUGGCAGCCCAUACAGCCCUUCAAGCCGCUCCAGUCGACAGAGAAGGUUCCGGAGCGGGUGGGUGUGUGUGGGGACGGACUGGUGCAGAACAGAGAGGAGUGUGAUGAUGGAAACAGCGUCGUCACAGAUGCCUGUCUCAAUUGUAGGUGGGCGUACUGUGGAGAUGGCUAUCGUCAUGAGGGCAUGGAGGAGUGUGAUGGAAAAGACUUUGGUUACCAGACCUGCACAUCAUAUCUCCCUGGGUCUUUUGGCCAUCUCAGAUGUACUGGGUCCUGUUCCAUCGAUUCUACUGGCUGCAAAUACUUUACCUGAGCCAAUGAGAAGAUGGCAGCAUUGCAGUAUUACCAAUUGUGAUUGGUCCACCUUCAGGGAGCCUCUUCAUGUUGUGGUCUAUACUUCAGCUCUGUUCCGGAGUGUUCCAUAAAGAAGGCUUGAAUUGUCUGCAGCACUUUUCAAAGCGAUGCAGAGGGGGGAGGGGGGGGGGGACGAGUCCGUAGCUCCAAUAUGACAGACUGUGUGUACCUAUGAAAAACGAAGAAAAAAAAUUCCUCUAAGCUACUAUUGGGGGACAGCUUUGGCCACAGGAGACCCCUGUAUUCCGCAUGACUAUGGCUGUGUGACUGUUCUAGUGGCUCUACGCUGGUAUCUCUGGCUGUAGCACUGUUAAAGAAAUAUUAAAAGACACUGGUGCACCUUGCGCAAUAGGUGUAAGUUAUACAGUAAGUUUUACAGUAAGUUUUACAGUAAGUUAUACAGUAUGAUUGUAAUGUGUAUAAGCUAAAAUAUCGCAGUAAAGUUAAACUUGAUGUUUCAAUAUCCAUUUGACAUGCAUCUCAAACAAAAACAAAAAAAAUAUUUUUACCAUGUCCAGCACGUAGCUAUAGCAACCUCGGACCACUUGUGUGAAUUUAGACUGACAGUUAAAAUGUGACGGAGCCAUUGACUGUUAAUUCAAUGAUGGUCUCUUUACCAGUCCUCUGCAGAGUGAGUAAAGAUGCAUUCUGUAACUUUAGCUUCCUCACUACGCUCUUAAAAAAAUAAAGGUGCAAAAGUUGGAAACAAAUAAAGUUAUUGAUAGCGAUGCCAUAGGGUAACCAUUUUACGGUCUCUGAAGAAGAAAUACAUUGUGUGGUUCUUUGAAGAACCAUACAAAAAUCCCAAACCAGAAAUGUUUUCGCCCCUCCGGGACCCGGAAUUGAAUAGACCUGCUGUAGAGUUUUAAGCCUUAUUUGCAUAUUUCACAGGGUGGCUUUUGAGUGAAUUUUAGGUACCAUUACCACCCAGGACUUUGUUUUCUUAGUGACAGAGACAUCUUUUUUUUUGCAUUCCUUCAUUUUCAGUCCUGUAGCCUUCACCAAGUGAGAUUCAAAGUGAAUAGGUCGUUAUUAAAAAUUCCAAUAUUUAAGACAAUACAUAUUUCAUAAGGCCUUCUGUUGAGAGCCUAGUUUUGAACCCUAAUACAGUGGCCUGAAACUCAUCGUUUACAGGCCACAUCAAGCCUGCAAGUCACAUUAUACUGGCUUGUGAGACGAUGUGUAAUUCCUAUUGGAAUCCAGCCAGACUGGAGAUAUUCAACAUGUUGAAGUUUUAUUCACCAGUAACCUGCAUUCAGAAUGACUGCCAGUGUUGGGAAGACAAAUAUAUGAGACUACCUUAAAUAUUUAAACUGGGACAACAAUUUCAAUUUCAGUACAAUUUCGGGUGCAAUAAGUCCAAGUGACAGAUUGGAAUUGUUUAGAAAAAUGUUUUUAUUUAUAUUUAACUAGCAUAAGAUUUAUGAAUCAAUCAAUGUACAUGCAAAAACAUAGAUAUUGAAACAAACAAUUUAAAAAAAUCUAACUGCAAUAGAGCAUGCUGGGAAAUAUGAUAAUGAUGGGCGUGGUUUUGGUUCAACUCUAGUUAUUAACACCAACACGGGUGUUAUUUUACACCGCUUAGUGUUAAUUUAACUCUUCAAAGUGUUAAUUUAACUGUUCAAUCAACACUAUAAGUGUCACACUGAAAUAAUUAACACUAGUUUAGACAGGCCAGUUUGCUGUGUUUGCUAUGAAAGGGACACAUCUGCAGGCUUCCAUACAUUUUCAAGAACCUUCUAGAAUUCUGAAGAACCAUUGAUGCCACGUCAAGAACCCCACGCUUCGCUCAAAGGUUCUUUUAUCGGGCGAGAGUUCUCCAAGGAACCUUAAGAGCUGAGGAAGAACCAUUUUAAGAACCGUAAUUUUUUUCAGCAUUAACAAAGAGUACUAUUCAGCCAAGAUUGUCUUUCCAAAGAAGGGUCUGAUACUGUAUUGAUGCACAUUAAGAGUGUGUAAAUAGCUUUGCUUGAUGUAUUGAAUCUUUAUUUAAUUAUUUGAGAACAAAUGAUAUCUUACGAUAAGGACCUAUUUGUAUUUAUAUAUGUAUGAAGUGACUAUAAUGGGUGUGCUGCAGCUACAUGUGGAUGCUUGUGUGUAGGAUCUACUGUAGGAUCUACUGCAGAGUAGGACUGUUUAUGCUCUGGUCUACUGCAGAGUAGGACUGUUGAUGCUCUGGUCUACUGCAGAGUAGGACUGUUGAUGCUCUGGUCUACUGCAGAAUAUGACUGUUGAUGCUCUGCUCUAUUGCAGAAUAUGACUGUUUAUGCUCUGGCUACUGCACAGAGUAGAGCUAUGUACAAUCAUUGUGGCCUUUUAGGCAUAAUAUGUAUUUAUACAUUGUGUGAAUUAUAGUGUGUUUAUGGGCUAUUUUAUAAAAUAAUCUGAUAUCGAACUGUAGCCAUUGAUGAAGUAUGUGAAUGUUACACUAGCAUGAUAUAAAUUAAAUAACACACACUGUUUCAUCUCUCUCGAUAUAAAGUUAAAUUCAACCAGCUUUUGCCAAAAUGAAUAGUUGAUGGUCUGUUUAUUAUUUGUAUACCUGAGAAAUGUGAGUUAAAAUAAAUAAAAAAGUAAAUCGAAGUUUCAAAA